Fulvia fulva is the source of this 732-nucleotide messenger RNA. RefSeq lists its product as uncharacterized. Bases 1 to 732 code for a protein of 243 amino acids. NCBI's taxonomy places the organism in Eukaryota, Fungi, Ascomycota, Dothideomycetes, Mycosphaerellales, Mycosphaerellaceae. The transcript has 2 exons. The record is from RefSeq and is a predicted model, not a curated record.
AUGGCACCAGCACAAUCCAAGCCAUGCCACUUUUCCCGCUUGCCAGCUGAGCUCCGCAACGACAUCUAUGAGAUGGUCUUAACACACGACGACUUUGCUCCAUUCAGCUGCUUCGGGUACGAAGUUGGCGCCUGCCGCUCACCCCCGCGGCCCGACCUUCUCUGCAUCAAUCGCCAGAUCCGCGCCGAGGCUAGUGGUGUCUUCUACAGCCGCAGUCUCUUCUUCACUGGGUGCGGCAGGAAGGGCGCUGCUACCACGGUCUUGAUGUUCAUUCGUUGGUCCAGAGGACUGAGUGUCGAAGACCAGAACAAGCCCAAAGUGUUCCGGCUAGAGUUCUUCUACAAUUGUGCUAAGGCGAUCGACGUGUCGAUGGGGAAGGACAUCGUCAAGGUUUUCGAGUGGGCUCUGACAGAUCGGGAGAAGAGCAUGAUCAAGCUGCCAGUCUACGAGGACGAGGAGCGCGUGGCUGAGUCCACGUAUCAGAGUGUCGGAGAAGUCCAGAAGCUCGAGGGUGAUGGCCGGGGAGCUAUCGACGGCAUGACACAGUGGUACCUCAAUUGGUCGAGGAUUGACUUCUACGACCGAUACCAUGGCAUCCCAGAGGCGCCUCCACUUUUCGACAAAACGUGUCCUGACCACUUCAAGCCCUAUCGCAAGAGCGCCGAGGCCAUAGCCAAGGAGCUUCGCUGGGCUGCUGAGGACGCCGAGUUCUCCGAUGAGGAUGACUGGUGA